Molecule: messenger RNA, 418 nt
Organism: Hyalella azteca
Lineage: Eukaryota; Metazoa; Arthropoda; Malacostraca; Amphipoda; Hyalellidae
Product: isatin hydrolase
Molecular function (GO): arylformamidase activity
Source: RefSeq, a predicted model, not a curated record
CGGACGAAGUUCUUAAUCGGAUGGAGUUCCCAAAACUUGCUCUCUAAGCCAUUCGAAGUUUGUCGUUCAAUUCUGCCAUUGCAUUGAUCGUAAACACCUGACCAGUGUAGCGCCGUGUACGCGAUGUGGUUGCUCCCACUGCUGACAGUCACGACGGCCGUACGUCUGGCCGCGGGGCAGGUCGAGCUCGUGGAGUUGUCGUACACUUACUUGGACGGCGCGCCGACGAGCCCCAAGCUGCGCCCGCUCGAGCUCAACGUCGUCAAGAAAGGCACCAACAAAUUUGGCAUCUGGGUGGAACUCAACGAGUUCUGCAGCUCAGAACACUCGGGCACCCAUAUCGACGCCCCCGUGCACUUCUCCCGUGACGGGUGGUCGGUAGACGAGAUACCCGUGACCCGCCUCUACCGCAGGCCGG